This is a messenger RNA of Endocarpon pusillum Z07020, 5670 nucleotides long. RefSeq lists its product as uncharacterized. The record is from RefSeq and is a predicted model, not a curated record. Gene Ontology annotation, molecular function: RNA-directed RNA polymerase activity. Gene Ontology annotation, cellular component: nuclear RNA-directed RNA polymerase complex. Gene Ontology annotation, biological process: siRNA processing. NCBI's taxonomy places the organism in Eukaryota, Fungi, Ascomycota, Eurotiomycetes, Verrucariales, Verrucariaceae. Bases 1 to 5670 code for a protein of 1889 amino acids. The transcript has 3 exons.
AUGGCAAUCAGCAAUGAGGGUAGCCCGAAGCUGGUCAGGGGCAGGAUGACCUAUGGCUCUACCGGCAGGAGGCGGCAUUCGUCCAAAGCCAGGUCAUCAAUAUCUGGAGCAUCUUGGGAUCAAAGCCCAUUACCACUGUCUUUACGCGGAACAUCCUUCAACACAACCACAAGAAUACCCACCGCAGCGAAAGUCCGAGAUCAUCAGAAAGUCAGACUGAAUCGACCGCAUCUUCCCCCCGGAAGUUCUCGAGUCAUUCUUGCAUUUAAUCAAAGUUCGGAGCAGGUGAGACCAUUCGACGCAUUCGUGAACGUGCCUUCCCCAUUUGCAAAGCAGAAAGAGGUUGCCAAGGACCAGGGCUAUCCUAGUACUCCCGAACUAGAUAUUGAACCUCCAUUCACUACUACUAGUAAUGGUUUCAAAACACUGCCGAGCUUCCAUUAUACCUCUACUCCUCCUUCUCCGCCCCCAGAACAUACUUUUGUGAAUCAUACAGACUUCACCCCAGACACCACCAUGUAUUCGAAUAGAAGAGCUGAAGGCUAUCUCGAUGCAAAAACAAGAGCAAUAAACCUUCAGCAUACGAAGCCAGAAUGGACGACUUGGGACUUUCUUGAUCUCUACCUUAGCAAUCUUCCGCCAGGCAUCAAGACAGUCGACAUCUGGAGAAACUUCAAGAGAGAAGGUGAUGUCGAUCUAAUUGAUAUAUUCGUCACUCGAGGUGGUCAAAAAGACACCAAAGCACGACUGAGACCGCCACCCAGAAGAGACUUCUUCACAUCUUCAUCCAAAUACACUCUCAAUUUUGAAGGCGGCAGGACUUGGCCUAUCCAGGUCCAGCUUGAUAGGGAUCAGAGAAAGACGUUCACAACGACCAGUCCCGUGAACGAGAACGUGACUUAUCCUGAUACUACUGAGCUUGGCGCGGAAUCUAUCGACUUCGGAGUUCUCGUCGCUCCAGAUACCAUGCUCGUCAAGCGCACCCGGCAUUCUACUCCACGUGGCGCAGUCUCAAUGGUGCUGAAUCUCGGUCGCAGAGAAAUCUCUAUCCGCUUCCCAUCCGUCUAUGCUGAUAAGACUCGCGAGUACAAGUUCACUAUACCCAUAGACCAAGUGUUUGACCUUUCUCAAUUCCAGGAACCGGACGAUACCAAAACAUCAUUCAUAUUAACACUCCGAACACCGCCUCAUUUCUACAAGAAGCUUUCGGGAGGGAUAUCAGCCACCCAUGAUGAUGCAGCCUUCACCUGGAGAGAAGAUGACGCUUGGCUCCGCCAGACGAAUGUGUUUAGCAGUGAACAAGAAGUGGCUCUCCUGAAGGCUUGUUCGGUUACUCUCAAGAAUCAUCCAGAGGGUGUUGUCAACAUUGGCCGUUGGACAACGUACAGAAUUACCGUCGAUGACAAGUCCGUUGACAAAGAAAAGUACCGUGUGUUCAGAGCUGCAUUGAGGGACUAUAACGUACCGAUUGCUAGAGUCGGGAGGUUUCUGCUUGCUCAGAGGGGAGAGCCUGCUUGGGACCUUCUAGAUGCGUCUCUUACGGAACAUGACCCCACCACAAUCACCUCUGCCGCACAAGUAGCCUUCGAGCACUCCCUCCACAGUCUUCUUAAUCCGAAGAUGAACGAGAUCUACCUGCCGUUCCCAGUGAGAUAUCAGCUCGAUGUCUGCAUUUCAAAUGGCUGGAUCAAUGAGCAUAAUAUAACUAGGGAGUUCCUCGAAACUUUAUCAAAGACGGACCAUGAGAGAUCAAAGCAUGUUCUCGAAUGUGUAGCCCUAAAUAAUCUGCGCAUCUUCGACCCCAUGGAUGUGUUCCAGCUGCGUGUACGUAGACUGCCGUCGAUGAGAAGCAGAAUACCCGAGAAUUGCGUGCUCAUACGAUCUGUGAUCAUCACCCCAUCGACGAUGAUAUUAACCACUCCCUACAUCGAGAUGACGAAUCGAGUUAUCCGUCGGUACAAAGAGCAUGCUGAUCGCUUUCUUCGGGUUCGUUUCGAAGAUGAUCAGUUUCGUGGCUACGCCAGGAUUGGUGCCACAAGUCAGAAGACAAUGGAUGAAGUUCUUAGCAAAGUCUUCCGCACUCUCACAAGGGGGAUUGUUAUCGGUGAUCGUCACUACGAGUUUCUUGCCUUCGGCAAUUCUCAACUUCGUGAACAUGGCGCCUACUUCUUCGCCUCUUUACCCUCAGGUCCGACAGCUUCUCACAUUCGUGCAUGGAUGGGCCGCUUCCACCAUGAGCGAAUUGUCGCGAAGCAUGCUGCCCGUAUCGGUCAAUGCUUUUCGACAACCAGAGCUAUCAGAACUGCAGGUUUUCCACCAGUACGGCAGAGUGAUCUCAUCGAUGACAUUGAACGCAAUGGCUUCAACUUUACCGAUGGGGUCGGCAAGAUCUCGCGCUUCUAUGCUGAGACAAUCGCAAAGGAGCUUGGAGUUCGAGGAACACCUCCCUCUGUCUAUCAAUUCCGAAUGGCUGGCUGUAAAGGGGUAUUAGCUAUCGCUCCUGAACUUGGCGCAACUAAUGUCAAGAUCCGCAAGAGCCAGUUCAAGUUCGAAACGACAUAUUCUGGCAUGGAGAUCAUACGAUGGUCCGAAUAUUGGGUGGCAACUCUCAACCGUCAACUGAUCCUUGUGCUAUCUUCUCUCGGAGUACCUGACGACAUCUUCCUCCUCAUUCAAGACAAGGAAAUCCAGCUCAUGGAGCGUGCUAUGGUUAACGAUACUGCGGCCAUGGAAGCCUUGACCGGACAUGUCGACCCCAACCGCAUGACAUUGACCAUUGCGAGUCUGGUACAAGCAGGUUUCCGUCGAACAAAUGAGCCAUUUGUCACCUCAUUGCUGGCACUAUGGCGUGCAUGGUCAAUCAAGUACCUGAAGGAGAAGGCCAAAUUGCCUGUCCGAGAAGGAGCCUGCAUUCUAGGCUGCACUGAUGAGACAGGCACGUUGAGAGGUCAUUUCGAUGCCGAUCAAGUUCUCGAAGAGGAGGCACCAGAGAGCAGAAUUGCCAGGCUGCCCGAAGUUUUUGUUCAGAUCACCUCUCCCGAUUCUGGAUAUCGUAGGGUCAUCGAAGGACUUUGCGUUAUUGCUCGAAAUCCAUCGCUUCAUCCCGGAGAUAUGCGAGUUGUCAAGGCCAUCGACGUUCCUGCCUUGCACCACUUGGUCGAUGUUCUAGUACUGCCUCAAACAGGGGAUCGAGACAUCUCGAGUAUGUGCUCCGGUGGCGAUCUUGAUGGAGACGAUUAUGUGGUCAUCUGGGACGAAAGGUUGUUGCCAAAAAUAUGGAAUGCUGAGCCAAUGGAUUAUACUCCCCCGCCUCCUACGCCGUUAGGGCGAGAUGUUACUCAGACCGAUAUCACCAAGUUCUUUGUGAAGUACAUGAAGAAUGACUUCCUGCCGAAGAUCGCGCUUUCACAUCUUGCUUGGGCAGAUUUCCUGGACGAAGGUAUCAGAGAUGGAAAAUGUCUUGAGCUCGCUCGACUCCACUCGAAAGCUGUCGAUUACCCGAAAAGUGGACAACCUGCACAGAUGCCAAAAGCAUUGAAUGCGAAACGAUGGCCGCACUUCAUGGAGAAGAAAGGUCGUAAUACAUACAAAUCUCAUAAAAUUUUAGGACAGCUGUAUGAUGCGGUUGACCGGGUGGCUUUUCUACCAAAUUAUGAUGCGCCAUUCGACGUGCGCAUUCUUGAUGCCUCUGAGCCCUCUGACGACAUAAUGCAAGACGCCCGUGAACUGAAGCAUGAAUAUGACACUAGCCUUCAACGCAUUAUGGCUCAACAUGAUAUUAAGACUGAAUUUGAGGUGUGGUCUACGUUUGUCCUCGACCAUAGCAAAGCUUCAAAAGACUACAAAUUCCACGAAGAGAUCGGACAGCUAUCCAAUAGCUUGAAAGAGCAGUACUACAACGCAGUAAUCGACAAAGCCGGAGGAAAGAGCUGGAGCAACCUCGUUCCGUGGGCAGUGGCAAUGUAUCGGGUUACGAAGGAGGAGCUCGAAGCUGCGAGAUUGCAGGGUAAAGGCGCGACCAUGCCUUUCAUCAGCUUCCCGUGGCUACUCCGCAGCACAUUAACUGAGAUCGCCAAGGGCGUGGACAGCUUGGCCACCAAGAAGCAGGAUUGUGGUGGUAGAGAUCUCUUGGACAAUAUUCGAGAGCCAACCUUUAAUUCGGAGACACAAAUGUACGAUGAUCCGUACCAGCCCGGGGCAAACGAAUCUGAAGAGCUAGUUCUGAGUGACCCUUUGAAAGAAGAAUCCUUGGUGGCAAAAGAGCAAGCUCCUUCAAAUGACCUUUUCGUUACAGAUUCAAAUCAGGACAGCGACAUUGCGAGUACUGCGCAAACCGAUGCUCAUCACAUUGACAACGAGGGGUUUCCGCCUGGAUCUUAUGUUCCAGGUCUAGGAAUACCUCCGCAGCCGACCUCUGAACAAUUCCACUGGAUCGAGGAGAUCAUCAACCGCCCCAGAUCGUCGGACGUGUCCCCGAAGAGUAUACUGAACUCUUUCUCCGCUUGUGGUAAACCAGCCAGUAGAGACGACGCAGUUGGAAAGCAUGAGGAGAAAUUCGCCCAUCAUAGUCGAACGGAUCCACCUCUAUCCCUAAUUCAACACAACUCCAUGAUGCCACCCUCACUACGUGUUUCCGAUGCAAGCAGCCCCCUUAACACGCAAGAAUCGGUGAACGAGUCUACUCCUGUCAGGGAGCUUUCCAAAAUCUUCAAAGGAAUAAAAAAGAUGGUCAAAUCAAAUCAGCAGAAUUCCAGUAGCGAGACUGAUGCACGCGUCAAUAUCGAGCCAAACGAUGGAAAGGAAAACCGAGAUCGCUCUGCAAGCUUCUCGAUCUCUUCCUCCACAUCCGACGAUCUUGCAGGCCUGCAGGUACAGCCUGGGCCGCCAGUAGCAUCUGACCUUGAUCAGUCCGAAGAAUAUGUGAGUAAGGACCGAAGCUACGGCUCGGGUUUAGAUGUUCGUAAUGGAGACCGCAAACAGCCGAGCUCUUCGAUCGAGGGGACGGUGCUGCGACCAGGUACAAUCUCUGAGGAGAGGAAGCAUCCGGCCCAGUUCACUUGGAGCGGACUGCUUGGUAAGGGCUCCCUUGACAGGAAGAGGGGUGAAGGCGACGGUUCCCAGGAGAAGUGCCGUGUAAGUCCAGGCGAAAAUAAGAGAUUGGUUGAUAACUUGUUUACUAAGAGGAAGAAUCAAGUGGGUGACCACCCGCAAGAUGUUCUUGGGAGCAGCAACAGUCUAAUCGAGGAGGACGCCGAAGCACACGGAAUGGAAACAAUUGUUCAGGAGAUGGUCUUCGCAGAUCCUUCAGCAACUGGCGGGGGCAAGCGACACACUGCGGCAAAGUUUGGCCUACGAGCCACCGAUGCCGGGAAUCGCAGUCUGCUCGAUGAUGAUGAUUCCAACGAUGCAGUCGGAGGAGAGAGUACGAGGGACGAAGCAGUUUUCAUGAAUCCGCUCGCGAGCAGUGGUGGCGAUCCUGGUAUGAGUGGAACGCCAUACCAUGGAGAUAAGCGUGCUAGCAGCUAUAGUCUAUUAGAUGAUGGCUUGCACAGGGCACAAGACGAAGAUGAUGAUGAUGAUGAUGACGACGAAACUAUUCUUAUGGAUCCACUCGCAAGCGGCGGCAGUGAGAACGACGCAGAUCGCCUGCUCAAGCUUGGUGGUCUAUGA